CGUGGUAUAAAAAGCGAAAUUCGAAAGAAUUUUAACUAUAGUCUCUUGUGCGUAUUAACGAAAUGCUUACCAUCAGCAAUUUCGUGAAUUUGUUAAUUUUGUCGCAUAAUUCGAUACUGGGUGGAUAUUAUUUACUUAAGCCGGAUUUGCAUUUCAUUCAAAAUCGUUUCGAUCAAUCGAAAUCGAAAUCGACGGCUUCUUAUGGUCCAUUACCUUCUUUAGCACCGAGCAAUUUCGAUUCAAAUGAACUUCAAUUACCGGAAAUUGCAGACAAUCGUCAAGCUAACGAUCUCAAAACGUUCAUACCGUCGCAUCAAUAUUAUUUGCCGCUAGGCAGUCUACAAUCUUCAAAGCAAAUCGAUGUCCAUAAGCAAAGAUUCAAUGUCAGCGAAGCAAAUGACUCGAGUAAAGUAAUAGAAUCACCGGAUUUAUCAUCUUCCGCAGGCUAUGAUCUCCAAACACCUGGACGUUUUAGAUCGUCGAACAUAAUAAACGCUGCCACCAAUGCAUCUUCCGCUGAGAUGGUAACGACCGUUACAAAGCAUAUCAAUAUUGAUAGUCCGGAUUUGCGUGAGUUGCGUUGCUUGUCGUCUCCCGACAAGAGCGGAUUUUUUCAUGUGAUUUUACAAAUCAAUCAAUUCCUAACAAUCUUUCCCGUCGUGGAUAACGAUAGCACUGACAAAAGUUGCCAAUUUUCAUUGCAAAAUAAUCGCUUCAUCCUGUAUAUGAGAGAAGAGUGUUUUGAAAAGUGCGGCGUUUAUCAGUGCGCAGGGGAUUUGUGCUUACGACUACGAUUUCCAUCUGUAAAAGGCAUGCGUACAGCGUCCGAUGCCAUAUUCACGUUGCACUGUGAGACACAAAAGAAAGUGGCCGUAAAAACUCACACCAUCAAAAUGGCCGUAAACAGAGAACAGCAAGCUCGCAGUCUGGGUGCCUAUGCGCGUGGUGGGAAACAAAAUAAUUUACGUACCCAUCUUGAAUUAUUAAGGAGAACAUCUGAAGGCUAUACGCAGCAUGUGAACAGUAAGGGAAUCGUACAACUUGGGGAGGAGUUACUCUUGAGGGCCCAUAUCCUACCAGGGGAUGGUUGGAAUUAUGCUAAAGUAACUGAUAUCAUAUUUCAAAGGAUUGCACCCGAUGGCGAUGUACUGCAAGAGGCUGUUUUAAUUACAUCAGAAGGUUGCCUGAAUCCCUUUAUGCUUAGCGUGUGUCAAGGAAUUAUCUUUGAGGCUCCUCUAGCUUAUAAAUUACCAUUUAAAGCAUUCAUGUUUCAGGGCAUGUCGAGCGGUGACGAACUAAUAGUGUCUGUGCGCAUUUCGGCUUGUUUAUAUCCGCAAGAUUGCUCCGUUGAUGCCAAAGAAUGCGCCGGUUACGCUGAAACUAGUUCUUUAGUGCGACAUAAACGUUCGCGGGAAACAAACUCAAGUUCGUUUUUCAAUGUAAGCGAGACGUCUAAAAUAUCAAAAAUACCGUUUAGAGUUUUUACGAUCACGGACGACGAAAGGCUCAUCUCAUCAUCAUAUCAACCGGCCUUGGAGAUGCGUUUGCCAUUUUUAAUAGGUUUCUUGUCUUUUAUUAUCAUUUCAAUGGCUGUAGUUAUUUUUACAUUAAAAUUAUAUAAAUAAAAACAAUUGAUCUGUA
Molecule: messenger RNA, 1641 nt
Organism: Glossina fuscipes
Lineage: Eukaryota; Metazoa; Arthropoda; Insecta; Diptera; Glossinidae
Exons: 4
Coding region: 63-1625 (520 amino acids)
Source: RefSeq, a predicted model, not a curated record